AUGGCAUUAAAACUCCUCAGAAGAAAAUAUCAUCGUCAUACAAUGGGCCAAGCAGAAGACAUUUGCUCUGAUGCAUGUCGCCUUGACUGCAAACGCAGACCAGAAGUUUUGGGAGGAUGGAAAACAAUUUUCUUGGGAGGUGCAACAUUUGAUGAUUUGGCGCAUUUGGAUGAAUGGUAUCGUGUUGAGCAAGACAUAGAUAGAUGGAGACGAGCAUCCGUUACUGCUUGGGAUGAGAUGAAAGCUAUACUUGAAGAGAGGUUCUUGCCAUCUAGUAAUCAACAAAGGAUACCUGAGAAUGCCUACAAUCAAGCAGCAACGGAAGAGAAGGAUGCUGAUAGUUUAGAUAAACAAAGUCAGCAGCUAAAAUUUCCAAAUUGGCAUAAAAAUGAGACAGAAGAACAGGCUUUUGUUGAUAAGACAAAUCUGGAAUUGCUUCCUAAAAUGAAGAUUCAACAAGAAACAAAGGAAUUUCAGGUUGACAAUGAUGUGGAGAGAGAAAGAGAAGAAAAGGAAUUAUCUAAUCAGUUUAUUAGAAAGCCUAAAGAGCUAUGUGUUACACUAGAUGGAGCAGAACCAAAGGAGAAACAUGUUGAGCACAAUGUCAAUGAGUAA
Molecule: messenger RNA, 615 nt
Organism: Dovyalis caffra
Lineage: Eukaryota; Viridiplantae; Streptophyta; Magnoliopsida; Malpighiales; Salicaceae
Source: the annotation of a GenBank genome assembly